Molecule: messenger RNA, 2199 nt
Organism: Mastomys coucha (southern multimammate mouse)
Lineage: Eukaryota; Metazoa; Chordata; Mammalia; Rodentia; Muridae
Gene: Rlbp1
Product: retinaldehyde binding protein 1
Exons: 9
Coding region: 555-1508 (317 amino acids)
Cellular component (GO): membrane
Molecular function (GO): phosphatidylinositol bisphosphate binding
Source: RefSeq, a predicted model, not a curated record
AGUUUGAGAAGAGAGACAGCAGGGAAAUGAGAUGGGGCUGGCCCAGAUCCCAGUGAAGUGGCUUCCACAUGGCUGAACAGAGCUCCAAGCAGGAACUCACAAAGCAGGGCUUUGAUGGUGGCCCCGCAGGCUGGGCCUCUCCCCUCUCCCUCAGGGUGCUUCGCUUGGUUCAUUCUGGGCCUCCUGUGAGCCUGACUGAAUGGGAAACGGUGGGCCUGAGAAGUUCCUUGUGACAAACUAAUCCCUGCUUGCUGACUUGACCACACCCCCAAAGGAAGCAGCCUCCAGCACUCCAGAACAAUUCAGGCACCUAGUAGCCCCAAGAAAGAGCUGUCAGGGACGAUCAAGACUCGGGUGAAAUCGCACAACUUGCAAGUGUGAGAGACAGGAUUGGAAUCCAGGUCCCACAUCCUGUGGCCCCAAGCUGCUCCUUGGUGCCUACAGAAGUCACAGCUUAGUCCUGACUUCCUAGGCUGCUGGGGACAGGCCACCUGGAGAGGCCAAGGCAGAGCAAAGAGGUUCUUUCUUUCCCCUCAGUGUCUUCAAGAGGCAGAAUGUCAGAGGGGGUGGGCACAUUCCGAAUGGUCCCUGAAGAGGAGCAGGAGCUCCGGGCACAGAUGGAACAGCUCACAACCAAGGACCAUGGUCCUGUCUUUGGCCCAUGCAGUCAGCUGCCCCGCCACACUUUGCAGAAGGCCAAGGAUGAGCUGAAUGAAAAGGAGGAGACCCGGGAGGAGGCGGUGAGGGAGCUACAGGAGCUGGUACAGGCACAGGCAGCUUCUGGGGAGGAGUUGGCCCUGGCAGUGGCCGAGAGGGUGCAGGCAAGAGACAGCGCCUUCCUCCUGCGCUUCAUCCGUGCCCGCAAGUUCGACGUGGGUCGCGCUUAUGAGCUGCUCAAAGGCUACGUGAACUUCCGGCUCCAGUACCCCGAACUCUUCAAUAGCCUAUCCAUGGAGGCUCUCCGCUGCACUAUCGAGGCCGGUUACCCUGGUGUCCUUUCCAGUCGGGACAAGUAUGGCCGAGUGGUUAUGCUCUUCAACAUUGAAAACUGGCACUGUGAAGAAGUCACCUUUGAUGAGAUCUUACAGGCGUAUUGCUUCAUUUUGGAGAAACUGCUGGAGAAUGAGGAAACCCAAAUCAAUGGCUUCUGUAUUGUUGAGAACUUCAAGGGCUUCACCAUGCAGCAGGCAGCCGGGCUCCGCCCCUCCGAUCUCAAGAAGAUGGUGGACAUGCUCCAGGAUUCAUUCCCAGCCAGGUUCAAAGCUAUCCACUUCAUCCACCAGCCAUGGUACUUCACUACCACCUAUAAUGUGGUCAAGCCCUUCUUGAAGAACAAGCUGCUACAGAGGGUCUUUGUUCAUGGAGAUGACCUGGAUGGCUUUUUCCAGGAGAUUGAUGAGAACAUCUUGCCUGCUGACUUUGGGGGCACACUGCCCAAGUAUGAUGGCAAAGUUGUUGCUGAGCAGCUCUUUGGUCCCCGGGUUGAAGUUGAGAACACAGCCUUAUGAGGCAAUGCCCUGCCAUGUGAUCUGUUGAUCCGUAUUAGUACCCCAGCCCUUCCUCAGCUUUCCGGAACUCAAGUCUGGGAACUGGAAUGCCUGAAGUGACUGGUUUCCCAGACUUCCCUAGGUUUAGGACCACUCUAGUGGCACCUCAUCCCAAACUGACCUAGAGGGCAGUGAGAGGCGGAGAUUUGUGGGGGCAGUUAAAGUCCCACCUGCCUCUGCAGUUACAGGGCAGUGACUUUGAGAGAAGUUGGAUUUCAAAGACUAGUUAGGCUUCUCCACGAUUUCCUUUGUAAUCUCUUUGAUAGUUAGGGUGUAGAAGGCCGAGUUAAAAACUUACUUGCAAUUCAGUAAGAAGAAGAAAAGAGAGGGGCUUGAAGCUCUAAUGAUCUUAGAAGGCAGAUAAGAGGUUUCCCACGCAGGACUCCAGGGAGGGAGCAGCAACCUUUGCACAGUUGCAUUUGGGGCUGACCUGCUGAUGAAUGCCCUGGUAGCUAAGAGCUCUGGACUCUGCCCAGGGUCUGAGGUCAUGUCCCUUCCUCUCCGUCCAUCUUAGGUGUGAUCCUUGGGGCUGGAGCUCCCAUUCAGUACAUGCGGUUUGCUUUUUGGGUGGUUUUACUUAAAUGUACCUUUGACAUCUUCCUGGAACACUCUCAGUCCUUAUUAGUCAAAUAAAACUGUUCUUUGUCUUGUG